AGCUACACUUGAUGCAUCUGAGUUGGCUGCAGCAGAAACACUUGGGCUUUGGUUAGAAAGCUCGACAAUCAAAAUGUGUGAGGCAGAAUUCUCACCUGAAAACAUAGAAAUAUUUGACUUGCUUUUGCUGUGUGUUAAGAUAGGCAAUCGAUAUAUUAAAAGCAUCUGUAAGAUUAAACACCUUUGUGGUAAUUUAUCAGUAAUUAUAAGCGCUUUUCAGACAUGGGAUAUGUAACUGCAUGGCUUCAUCUUUCUGCUAAAGUGACGGUGUUCUGUCUUCGGACAUUUGGACAAUACACCAGAUGACGUAUAAUGCAUAAUAUUGUACUAAUGAAAAAAAGACUAAAUCUAAACCAAUAGCAGCAAACUGUCCAGAUAAGUAAUAGGUUAUUCAUAAUUUCCUAAACAUUAAAACUUUGUACAUGAGUAAUGAUUAUUUAUCUGACUAUACCAACCUAUGGUACCAUAUAAUGUGCUGUCAUUGUUACUAGGCUACUUAUUGCUAUAGUUUGAGAGUUGCUUUAUUUUCACAGAGGUCAAAUAUAGGCUAGGAAGCAUCCAUGCACAACAGCCUACUGUGCAGAUUGAUAUGACAGAAAAAUAUUUAGACUUUAGUAAGACUCCUACAAACAGCUGGAAGCAACAAUCUAAACUUCAGCUCCUGUUAAUGUUUUGUUAAAACCCAGAAGAGUCUUGUUAAUCUGACCUAUUACAGACUCGCUGCAGUCAAGUUUUUACUCACAUUUCAGUUUGUAAUAGAUGGAUUGUACUACCAAGUGAAUGAGGCAAAAUAUAUGAAAGGACAGUGUGUGCGUUUCCGACAACUAAAGGCACGCAAACUUUGUCUUCUGUGCAUGUGAUGUUUAUGGACUAUUAUUGGUACUGAAGUGUGGAAACAGCCCUCCUUAAAUGCUUCACACAACGCAGGAUACAUCCUAAUUUGACAGCGAUAUGUAAAUGUUACGAGGUCCAGCUUAGUAAAAGUGCCACUAAGUGACUAUUACAGAAAAAUUCUCAUUCAGACAUGAAGCUGACACAUUCAGAUGCCGUCAGAUUAACAGGAAGAAAUGCACGUCUCAGAAGUACUUUAGUCACACAGCAUCCUCCACGUAAAGCAUUUUGAAUAUUACAUUUACUUAUAAAUGCAGUACUUACAGGCAUUUUGCUCAUGCAUUUAUGUUUUUUUGUGUGUUAUGUGUUUUCCUGAACUCUAUUCUUUAUUUUAGCUUUCUUCCGUAAAGACACAGUACUUCAUACACAGUAAAAGCUACAGACUUUUAACUUGUGAUUUUCAGAAUAUUGUUUGGACAGAAGUUAUGCUGUUGUUUUAUGUGUUAAUCCUUCCUUGUUUGCUCCAUUGUACAGAACUAUGCCUUCCUUACCAACACAAUAUUGUCUUGCUCCUGUGUUUAAAGAGCAAAUCUGCACUAAAUCCCUUCAGACAGAAAACAGUUGCUGCACUGCUCUUUACAGGCUGAAACAAAGGCUCUCCCCUGGGAAGACACUUGUUGGAAGUGGCCACUAGAGACAUUAUAAGUACAAAGUAAAUGGAGGUUAGAUGGUCAGUUGGAGUAAAGGAAAUUGUCUUUCUAUAUAUGCUCCUUUUUUUUGUUUUUUUUUUUUUACAAAAAGAAAACUUGUAUGUCACAUUUAAACUCGUCAAAUGCAUUUCACAUAAUACAGAACAGUUUACAUGAGGAGAAUUUCUAAAGGAGACGUGUAGAAUACAAUGAUUUUGACGAAAUAGGAUUUUUCUCAUCACAGAUGAGCAGUUCAAAGACAGUUAGAAAAUUAGAAGUUAAAUGAUCCUAAUUGUUUUUGCAGUUUAUGGUAUAAUGUUGUAAUUGGCAUUUUGUUUUUUUGAAAAAGCCAACAUACAUUUCAAAUCAGCUGGUGGUUUUUGGGGUAUAGCAGGUUAAUAUAAAAUAGUUACAAUUUAUUUUUCUGAUUAAAAGAAACAUUUUUUUCUUCUUCUGUGCAUGUCGUUUUGAAAGCAGCCCUGCAGGUACGUUUUUGUGGUAGUGCAAAUGCCGAAAAUAGUCUCUUCUCAAUAGGCAUCAGUCCAACAUCGAGCUCUUUUUGAGCAGCUAAACAUAUUCCAAAACACUUGCUGUCAGUAUUCUUGCAAUUAUUCGAAGACGACACACAUUUACCUACAAAAGUAUCAACUGGUACACCACUCAGGGUUCAGUACUGCAGCAGAACUGGACACACAAAUCCCUCACAGCUCAUGGAUUUAGAUAUUUGAUCAGAUCCAGGUACAGUCCAGCAGCAGUUUUCUACCUCUUGUGAUUUAGCUCAUUUGCUCUUUAAAGUUUGCACCCACGGUUGGUGUGUGGCUGUUUUCUGCUGCUUCCACAGACUUCACAGUUUGCAGUCUCUCUUUGACUUUUAGUUCUGUAGCAUGCUGAUACCCUGGAGCACUGGUGUGGUGUGUGUCCGGCUUUCGAUCCCGGCCCGGCCCAGACCCCUAACCCGCUAACAGUGAUGUAUCUCCUUCCCUUCCUCCUUUCAUCCUACCCUUUUUUGUUCCCCUCUUUUCCUUCCUCUUCGUUGUGCUUCUUUACCUCUCUCCUCUUUUUCCAUCUUGUCCUUCUGCCCCUCUCCUCACCCACCUUUACUACCCCCACUCCUCCUCUUCACCUUUCUGUUCACACCCCUCUUUCCCCACUGCUGUUUCUGCUUCCGGUGCCAUAGAUAGUGUUGUCGUCCCUGCGCUACGGCAUAAUCUCGGGCUCCUGGGUGGAGCAGGUUCACCUGUGGCGCUUGAAAGGCGUCAUUCAGUGCCUGCCCAUUAUCGCCACAACCUUCUGCUGUCACCCAUGGUGCUGUCCUCGUUCAAACACGGGCUGCUCAGCGGCUGGUGGCUAGGGCAGGUCACUGUGGUGCGCUGGGAGGGUGUGUUUCGCUGUCUCCCCAUCUGUGGGAUGGCCUUCGCCUGUCAGUCGCAGGUGCUGCCGACCUACGACAGCCUGGACGAGCCGUCAGUCAAACGCAUGAGCACCAUCUUCACCUCGGCCCUCCACGUAGUCACCAUCUUCUACAUCACUGUGGGUUUCUUUGGCUACGUCAGCUUCACGGAGAACAUUGCAGGAAACGUGCUGAUGAAUUUUCCAUCCAACCUGGUGACAGAGAUGAUCCGUGUGGGCUUUAUGAUGUCUGUGGCCGUCGGAUUUCCCAUGAUGAUCCUGCCCUGCCGCCAGGCUAUCAACACCAUGCUUUUUGAGCAGCAGCAGAAGGAUGGGACAUUCGCUGCCGGAGGUUACAUGCCUCCUCUGCGCUUCAAGAUGAUCACCCUCUGCAUUGUGUUUGGCACCAUGCUGGGAGGCAUUCUCAUCCCCAACGUGGAAACCAUUCUGGGUCUGACUGGAGCCACCAUGGGCAGCCUCAUCUGCUUCAUAUGUCCUGCUCUCAUCUACAGAAAGAUCCAGAAGAAUGGCAUCAUUGCUCAGCUGGUGCUUUGUGUUGGUCUGGGCAUCCUGCUGAUCAGCACCUUUACCACCCUCUCCAUUUCGGCCAGGAGCACCAGCACCAGAGUUCAGCCGCCGCCUCCUGCACGUGACAGGAACGGCCCGCUGCUACCAGACCUCCCUGAACUGCACGACAACCCCGCAAACAAGAAGCCCGUGGAAGUAGAAAAGCCUGACCAUCCACCUGCGGAGGCGAUACAACCUGCGGAGAGGGACGAGGCUGAGCCCCCGCAGAUUAAAGGACCAGUCGAUGUACCCGAGGUUAAGAAGGAGGAAGAGGUGCAGUUGGAUCGUCCUGGUGCCGGUGUCGCCGUGCCAGAGGGAGAGGCCCACCGGCACGAACCACCCAUCCCUCACGACGAGGUCAAAGUAGACACAAGAAAGAACAACGAAGAGCUCCAGGAGGACAAGAACCAACCUGCUGAGGAAGAACCCGUAAAGGAUAGGGAGCAAGGUGGAGGACUCCCCGUGAAGGUCGACGACAAAAAGGACGAGAAACCUGCAGGGGUUGCGGUGAGGAAAGAGGAAGUGGACUUGGGUGGAGGCGAGGUCUUGUCCAAUGAGUUGUUGGAGAAAAAGCAUGACGUCGUCCCGCUAAAGGAGGUGGAGAAGAAUCCUGUUAAAGAUCCUCAAGCCGGGAAUGCAGCUGUGAUGGCCAAUCAGGCGGCUGAACUGCAAGUCGAUAAAGCGGGCAAAGCUCAAGAUGCUGCAGGGAAAGCUCCUGAAGGAGAGCGUCGUCAUGCUGCAGACGAGGCUCCAGCUGCAGAAAGCAAAGAUACAGCAGACGAGAAGAUGGAGGUGAUUAAAAAGCUGGUGGCAGAGGGCCAACUCGAUCACGCGGUCCUACUGCAGGUGAUCAAGGAGCAGCAGGUGCAACAGAAGAGACUUCUUGACCAGCAGGCGAAACUACUGGCUGUGAUAGAAGAACAACACAAGGAAAUCCACCAGAAACAACCUGCUGGGGCUGCUGCUGAAAGUGAGGCAGAAAAAGGGAACCAGGAACCAGAAGGGGUGGAAGGUGGAGCAGCAAAGCCCAAAGAGUCUGGUAAGGAGGAGGUAGCUGGUGCUCCGCAGGACCAGAAUCACGCUCAGGUUGUGGAUAACGCUGCUGAAGUUAAGGUUGCUAAAGUAGCUGCUGCCGCAGCUUACAAGGAGGAUGACAAUGUUGUACCUGGAGGAGAAUCUCAUCACCAGAGUGAGCUGGGGGCGAGGGGAGUGCCACUGGGAAAGAAAAGACCUGAGGACAUUCAGCCUGUACUUCAAAAUGAUCAGGUAGCUCAGCUGAAAGUUGAAGAAAAAAGCCUAGAUAAAGAAAAAGAGGCAAUUGAAAAUCUUAAAAAUGAAAAGAUAGAGAGAGAAGUUCAGGCCAGAGUGGAAAAAGCACAGCUUGAGAGGGAAAUGAAGGAAAAGCUGGCCAAAGAACAGGAGGAGAAGGAGAGAGCAGAGAGAGAGAAGAUGGACAAAGAAGUGCAAGCAAGGGUAGAAAGAGAAAUGGAGAGGGAGAGACAGGAAAAGCUGGCCAAGCAACAGGAGUUAGAGAAGGAGAAAGAAGCUCUGGCGAGGGCAGAAAAAGAGCGACUGGACAGGGAGAGGAGAGAGAAGCUGAUCAGAGAACAGGAGCUGGAGAAGGAAAAAGCAAAGGAGAAACUUGCACAGGAGAAAGCUGCACAAGAGAGAGUCCAGCAGGAGCUGCACAAAGCAGACAAUGAAAUACUUGAGAGAGCAUUGAAAGAGCAGCAGGAGGAGGAGGCUCGGGAGAGGCAGGCCCAGCUGGAGCAAGCCAUAGAAGCCAAGAACGCUGCACAGGGGGGUGAGAGAGAAGAUGGUGAAGCUUUGAAGAAAGGAGGACGAGACCUCAAAGAGAAAGCUGCUGCUGAGGAAGACCCCAGAGAAGGUGGGGAAGACGGGGCUGUCAGAGAUGAGGCUCGCCCCCAGGGCUCCCACGAGAAGGUCAGGGACCAGGGAGACACGGAUCUGAGGCGGAGGCGGAGGGCACUGGGACCUAGAGAGGCCGACGGCCCCCUGGAGGACAGCGGGGUGCCUAGGGGGGUUCCUGGGCUGGAGCCCCUGCUGGAGCUCGGGGGCUCAGACCUGCACGCCGCCCUGGAGCAGCAGCUCCUGGCCGGGGCAAUGGUGCACUCACGGCAGAUUAAGCAAGCGUCAGAGGACGAUGGAGCCAAAUAACACACACACUCUCAUGAUUUAAUGGUUGGACGACACACACUCUCACCUGCAGAACCCCUCAUCUGUGGACCAAUGCUGUUGCCUUACAUUCUCUCUGGCCUUAUGGACGGGAGCAUUUUGUCUAUCUUGAUACUGUGUACGCUGCAAGUAAUCCAAAGUCUAUAUCAAAGAGCAAAAGUGUAUGUAAAUAUUAACUUAUUUUUGUCUUCAGAGCGUAGAAUUUCAAAGAGGUCAGUGCUGAAAUGUAUAUACAUCUAUGCAAAUACCAUUCUAUGGAGUGUUUUGACAGGGCAAAUCUUUGACGUCACUUUAAUUCCCUUUUUUCAUUCACCAGCUUGAGUCCGCCUCUUUGUAGAAGCUGUCUGUUUUAUUGCCUUCUGUGCUGAUUUUUUGUCAGUGUGCUUCUGUUACAUUGACAUGUAAAUAUUAUAAAUCCGUUUAGCUGUGAUCCAUGGCUAGGGUUUCUUAGAACCUAUGUUUACUACACAUUGAAUGUAAUGUGGGUUCAGGCCCGUCGAUAUGUGUUGUUUCAUUAUACUUUCAAAUGAAGGUAACUGAAUUCAGCCCUGUGCUGGAGCUACGAGGUAUAUAAAUGUAGCCUUACUGUCUGGUCAACUGUGGACAACGAAGCAGCUCGAUCCAGACCAUCUGGAUCUGUAGUUAUUAAUCAUUCCACCUUCAGUAUCUCUUCCUUGUAGAUUUAUCAGUGCCUUCCAGUCUAUAUGCUGCAGUACUGCUGUUUUCUUAAAACAAAACGUGUAGUUUUUCCUCAAUUUGCGGUCUUUCUUUCACCAAGCCUCUUACUGUAAACAGUACAGUAAUGAUGAUAAAAUAUGAUUGUGAUGAGGAUGGAGGAAGGGAAUCUGGGCUGAGUUUGUAGCGUCUUUUAGUAAUCUGUGUCCUCUGAGAAUUCCUUCAACGGUUGGCACUUAACACUUAGGACCUUUGCUUUGUACAAGAGGCUAUUUUUCUGACUAUUUUUCUAUGUGCCUGGUAUUUCUGUACAUUAUGCUGAUAAGAAUAAAGAAACAAAAGAUCUAUACCAUGAA
Amphiprion ocellaris (clown anemonefish) is the source of this 6703-nucleotide messenger RNA. RefSeq names its product solute carrier family 38 member 10 (gene slc38a10). The record is from RefSeq and is a predicted model, not a curated record. The transcript has 13 exons. Lineage: Eukaryota; Metazoa; Chordata; Actinopteri; Pomacentridae. Gene Ontology annotation, biological process: amino acid transmembrane transport. Gene Ontology annotation, molecular function: amino acid transmembrane transporter activity. Bases 2823 to 5654 code for a protein of 943 amino acids.